AUGGGUCCACCAGUGAAUGCUGCUACACCAUCCACCGCUUCUUCUGCAGGUGAAGACAUGCUGACCAAUGACCAGCGCUUCCUCUUGACCGUCAUUUUUGGAUUAUACUUUGGGCCUCAUCUCCAAGGGGAAAGGCCACCCCACAAGUCAGCAUUGCAGAGAGUACUCGAGAGACUGCCACGGUACACUCAAGAUCGGCUGGCUGGGUCCAAGUUGAUGGUGGCCCAAAUGAUUCACGUAUAUUAUUAUAUACUGAGGAAGGCCAGUCAAUCUGUCAUAGUGGCCCCACCUUUGCUGCUCAAGUUCUUCCGCGACGCGCUUCCACCCAGAAUGCUUGGUCCAGGAUUCAACUACCCUCUGUUCAUCGACUUAUUUCCAACCGACCUGCACCCUUGUUCACGUGUCGAAGAGCGAUUUAUGGAGUUCGUUCUGGAGAAGGAUGCUGCCAAGCUACCUAUUUAUGUCACCGAUGAGGUGUUUUAUCAAGUGAUAGCACGAGAGGAGCGUUCAGAGGGACAACCACAUUUUUCUGUGCCCCAUUGUGGUUCUCAUGGAAGACAAUGCAACAUCAGCAUGGCGUUUUCUCCGCUCGAUACGACAGGUGCCACUGCCGCCUGGAGUGCUGGAGCUGGAGUUGUUUGGAAUGCGGAAGUGGAGCUUGCAGGAUCCAUCACAGGGCGUGUGACCCUUGCAGAGUCUGAAGAUAGUUACCUGUUUAACGUAUCACUUCCAGGAAUCAGAAUAGAUCAAAGCUUUAGCUGUGAAUUCGACAUGGAUGGCGAGGUCUUGAUCGAAGGAGAGAUUGCAACCGGUGGGAACACGGUUGAAAGCAGAACAGGAAACCCUUGUCAACCUGGACACUUUCUCUCCGUUUUCAGCUGCCUGGUCGUAUCUAUCUCAGAGGCGCCAACUGCAACUUUCGCUCAGAUGGGACUUUCGAAGGAAGGGCGAAGAAACAGAUCGAAAAUUGAUGACUUGCAGGCAGCUUGGUUUUUGUUUUGA
Molecule: messenger RNA, 1002 nt
Organism: Eucalyptus grandis
Lineage: Eukaryota; Viridiplantae; Streptophyta; Magnoliopsida; Myrtales; Myrtaceae
Product: increased DNA methylation 2-like
Exons: 3
Coding region: 1-1002 (333 amino acids)
Cellular component (GO): nucleus
Source: RefSeq, a predicted model, not a curated record